GAAGAGGCAUUAAAUCACAGGAACGAGCCUGGUCCAAUUUUCCCAUCGGAAUUCCCCCGACACCGUCGCCCGGCUCUGCGUAGUGAGCAACUGAACGUGUGAAGGCACGAUGACCGACAUCUCCAACGACUUUGGCACUUUUCUCGACCAGUUUCGUCGCCAAGAUGAGCAGAACGUGGGAUGGAUGACUGUUCGCUGCCCUCACCAUGGCAAUACCUCGCAGAUGGUGUGCUGAUAUGUUACAAAAUUGCGUUGCAGACCUUCCACAAGGAGCUCCAGAGAUUGGCCCAGAAGUAUCGUGACGUUUGCCGCGACCUCGAGCGUGAGCGAGUAGCCGGGCGCCAUACCCAGGAGAAGGCCGAGCAGUUGGACCAAGAUCUCAAGACUUUGGAAGAGUCUGUGGUACGUGCUGCAAAAAUAAAGGAAGGGAGAAAGGGAGAUGGAAAGGCGGUCGCUAAGAGAAAGCAGCUCCGAAGCGCAUUUGUGCUUGUGCUGAUUGAUGCUGACGCUGAUGAGUACCUGUUUGACGACAAGUACUAUAUCGGCGACCCUGCCGAUGGGGGAAAGCGGGCGGCUGUUGACCUCAAGGCCGCGGUGCGACAAUACUUGAAGUCGACCGACGCCAGUUUGGCUGGUCUGCCCAUCAUCGUCAAGGCGUUUGCCUCCGGCGAGGGCUUGGCCAUUCUUUUUGCAAAGGCAGGUAUUGCCACGCAGGAGAAUGCUCGAUACGCUGUGUCGCGUUUCACUUCUGGGUUUUCCCAGGGGGACGAACUGUUUGACUUCGUUCUCGUUGGGAAGGGGAAAGAUCGAGCAGAUCAUAAGUUGAUGGGUGCAUUCCGACUGUUCGAAGGAAAUCCGUCUUGUCAGCGCAUCCUUCUUGCUGGCUGCCAUGACAACGGUUAUGUUCGCCUGCUCGAGAAGUACAUCGACAGUCCCGCCGUUGUGGCGAAAGUGACUCUGCUCAAGUCGUUUCAAACCGGCCACGAGUAUGCCACGCUGCCGUAUGAAUCCACGACGAUGGAGACUCUCUUCAGGAACCGCCCACUUGGAGAAAUGCCUCGUUCCACGGCGCCAACUCACAUCAGUGCUACCAGAGGUACUACUGACCAGAUGAAGUCUGCGCAAGUUAAUGGUGGUGGGUCAACUCGCGAGGCUCCCGGGCCCGCCACUGCGGCAGCAUCAGCGCAAGCCCCAGCCAAGUCACCAACGACGUAUGCCGCACAGCUGGCUGCCACUCCUUCAGGGCGGCCACUUCCAUUGUUCGGAAACCUGGGGCAAGGAAUGAUUCUUGUGAACGCCGAGGGUCUCCGGGUUGACUGCCCUUUGCCUGCCAAACCCACGAACGCCACCAAUGCGAUGCACCAGAAAACAGCAGUGGGAGGAAGACGGUAUUGCAACAUGUACCACCUGUAUGGGCGCUGUGGGGGAGGUUGCGGCUACCUUCAUGAAUACCUGAGCCCUGCCGAAAAGCUCGUUAUCAGGCACCGACGGCGAGGGGAGAUGUGCCAUGAACGAGGACUGUGUCGGGAUCCGAGGUGUUUCUACGGGCACCAUUGCUCGUGCUCGAAGGUCUGGAAAUGCUCUUUCCCAGCAAAUAUGCACAAUGUGGAUGUCUCCACGUGGGAGGAAGUGGCUACUGCUUGACGGCUGUCAUGAAGUGGAAGGGGGCAAAAGGAAGGGACCUCGGUGGUGGAGCCCGUUGUCUUUCUUGGUCUUCAGGAUGGCAGUAUGGAUGGAAACUACACAACCCAUUCCCUUCUUUUGGCCUCAUCAGUUUGUCUCUCGUCCUUGUGGUGUGUAUUUUCUUUGGCUAUGACUGUCUCACCGUCAGAUGCACGGCACUUCUGGUCGUAAGCUGGCUCGGGUGAGAGACAGGUAGAAUGUGAAGCAUCUCUGUUCCGUGGCGUCUUCCGAUACCUUC
Phialemonium atrogriseum is the source of this 1921-nucleotide messenger RNA. RefSeq lists its product as uncharacterized. NCBI's taxonomy places the organism in Eukaryota, Fungi, Ascomycota, Sordariomycetes, Cephalothecales, Cephalothecaceae. The transcript is spliced from 3 exons. The record is from RefSeq and is a predicted model, not a curated record. The coding region runs from base 181 to 1644 and encodes 487 amino acids.